Molecule: messenger RNA, 6563 nt
Organism: Salvelinus fontinalis (brook trout)
Lineage: Eukaryota; Metazoa; Chordata; Actinopteri; Salmoniformes; Salmonidae
Product: folliculin-interacting protein 1-like
Exons: 21
Coding region: 807-4775 (1322 amino acids)
Cellular component (GO): cytoplasm
Molecular function (GO): protein-folding chaperone binding; ATPase inhibitor activity
Source: RefSeq, a predicted model, not a curated record
AUGAUUGCAGAUGCCAUGUAUCAGGAAUUUGCUCUCAUAGUAUGUUGUUUGACUGACCAUGUCCUGGUAUUUUUCGUCACCAGAGUAUAUUCGCCAAUGUUGGUGGGCGUUCGACAGAUACAUUUGAAGAUGAGGGUAAUGUUUGUUCAAAGAUAUAAGUACCAAGUAGUUAAAGGGCUGAACCAUCUGUGCAAAGUGUACCACUUCCAGUCCUCCAGGAAGUGAAGCUACCACAACUUGUAAAAGCUGUCAUCAAUACAGGACGCUUCUGAUCCCUAAAGGUUUUCACAGUCCAUGGACAGACAGGUUGUUGUGGUUAAAAAAAUUAAUUUAAAAAAUGAAAUUCUGUUGCUGUAAUAUAUAGUGUAGAUACAUAAUGUACAAUUAUUUUAAUUUAAUUAACAUAAUAAAUUGAUAAAAUUACAGUUCUGCAGUAUUUGAGCAUAUUAUUUGAAUAAACAUGUCAUAUAUAUUUCAGGCAUAGAAUUGGACUGUGAUGUAUAUCAAUUAUUUAUUUAUAAUGUUUUAGGUUUUGAAUGUACAUUUCUAUUUGGUGUCAUGUAUUCGAACUUUCAGCCAAAACAUAAACAGAGUGAUUAUUUUGACCACGUGGUGUUUGGCCAAAAAUAUCAUCCAAUCAAGUGUUUUCGAGAAGUAGCAGUGGAUUGUCGUCCAAUCAGAAAACUGUAGUGGGUUUCCAAGCAGUUCGUGUGACUAAUGCCUGUCAUAUGACUCUGCCACAAAUGGAGUUCGUUUCAAGGAACUAGGGCUGCACUUGGAUUUGGAAGAAAGCGAGACUUUCUAAAAUGCCUCCAACUCUUUUUCAGAAACUUUUUAAUAAAAGAAAUUCAUUUUCGCCGCCCCCAAGAUGCAACAAAGAGGACCCCGCGUUCAGCUGGUCAUCCCCACAGCUGGACCCUAGCCAGAUCAGAUUGAUACUGUACCAAGACUGUGAGCGACGGGGGAGAAAUGUCCUCUUCGACUCCAGUUCCAAAAAGAGGAGCGCAGAGGAAGCCCCUGCCUCGCAGAAGAUGUGCAGUAGUGCUGCCCAGGUGAAGAUGUAUGGGAAGUGCUGCCAGCUGAGGCCUACAGGGGGCAGCUCCAACUCUCUGGACAGUUCCUGUGCCGCCGAGGCCCGGGAACCCAGGGAACAAGGGCUGCGCUUCCAGGGGUUGCGGUGUUCCUCUGACGCCAACAUGUUGGGGGAGAUGAUGUUUGGCUCGGUGGCCAUGAGCUACAAGGGCUCCACACUCAAGAUCCACCAGAUACGGUCACCCCCUCAGCUGAUGCUGAGUAAAGUGUUUACAGCCCGAACAGGGAGUAGUGUCUAUGGCAGCCUUAACACACUGCAGGACAGCCUGGAGUUCAUGGGUCAGGACCCCAAUUCUUUGAGGCCGGAUCAGAACAUUGUGACCAACGGCCUCCUGGGGAACAUAGGUUUCUCUCAGCUCUGCAGCCCGCGCCGGGCCUUCUCUGAGCAGGGCCCUCUGCGCCUCAUCAAGAGUGCCUCUUUCUUUUCAGGCCAUAGUAACCCCAUGGACAUGCCGGGCAGAAGCCUGUACGACGAGAGAGACAGCGGCAUCGCCAGAUCAGCUUCUCUGAGCAGUCUGUUGAUUACUCCGUUCCCCUCCCCGGGCUCCUCCCUCACCAGCAGCCAGGCCAGUAGCUACCAGAGACGCUGGCUCCGCAGCCAGACCACCAGUCUGGAGAACGGGGUCUUCCCAAGAUGGUCUGUGGAAGAAAGCUUCAACAUGUCGGACGAGAGCGGAGGUCCCAGCCUGGGCGUGGCCAGGAAGAAGAAGAUAGCCAUUGGUGUCAUCUUCCUCCUCUCCCAGGACGAAGAGGAGAACAUCAAGUUCCAGGACUUCUUCUUCUCCCACUUCCCCCUCUUCGAGAGCCACAUGAACAAACUAAAAAGUGCCAUUGAACAGGCCAUGAAAAUGAGCCGGCGAUCAGUUGAUUCCAGUCAGAGGGCUCUGGCCUAUAGCCGCAUGGUGGAUGGCCUCAAUGAAUUCAGGACGACCAUCGUCAACCUUUACACCAUGCCCCGCGUGGCCGAGCCCGUUUGGCUCACCAUGAUGUCUGGUGCCCCCGAGAAGAACCAGCUCUGUGGACAUUUCAUGAGGGAGCUUGCCCUACUCAUGGAGCAGGCCUCAAAGAACCAGUUCCUCCCUGCCCUCCUCACAGCCAUCCUCACCAACCACCUGGCCUGGGUGCCCACUGUCAUGCCCAAUGGACAGCCGCCUAUCAAGAUCUUCCUGGAGAAACACUCUUCUCAGAGCGUGGAUAGGCUGGCCAAGAGCCACCCCUACAACCCACUGUGGGCCCAGCUCGGUGACUUGUACGGGGCCAUCGGCUCCCCGGUGCGUCUGUCCAGGACGGUAGUGGUGGGGCGGAGACGGGAGCUAGUCCAGCGACUCCUCUAUGUGCUCACCUACUUCAUCCGCUGCUCUGAAUUGCUGGAGACCCACAUGCUGGACAGCACUGAGGACGAGGCCAUCGUCAUCCCAGGCUCUCUCAUCACCACCUCGCUGCAGCGUGGGGAGGUGGAGGAGUCAGAUUAUGUGCUGGUCACCGUGCACAAGCCCAGCGGAGACUACCUCAGCCAGGGUCCCGAGCCCCAAGAGGACAGCAGCAACCCCUCACACAGCAACAACAGCUUGCAGUGCAGCACCUACACUGAGGCUGGCCCUAAGGAGGGGGACAGUAGUAACAACAGUCAGGGUUCCAAGAGCAGUGUCCUCCAGGCCCACUCCAGCCACAACACUAACGCUGUGCCCAUCAUCCACAUGGAGGAUGUUAGUGAGCCGCUCAAGGAGUCACUCAAGGAGUCACCAACCGCCUGUCUGGAGGCCAAGCUGGAAACAGUGGUGCGUGUGGGCUCCGCCUCCCCCAGGGAGACAGUGGUGCGUGUGGGCUCCGCCUCCCCCAGGGAGACAGUGGUGCGUGUGGGCUCCGCCUCCCCCAGGGAGCAGGUCUGUGUGCUGCUGGAGACGAAGCCUGAGACCGAGUUAGAGGUCAAGGCCAGCGAGAAGGAGGGGGUGGGGAGUCUGCCCAUCAAGGUGUUCCGCUCUUCUGGGAUACCACUGGAGAAGAAGCCCCCUGACAAGACCGUACCUGUACCUGUACCCGGCCCCUUUCUGUCAAAACACCAGGAGGAGCCUGCCACCAAAGUGCUGUUUCUCAUCGGCGACCCCCAGUCUCCGGGAUCAGACACAGAGAGCAGGAGGAGGAAGCUUGAGGACAUUAAGAAGCACAAGAAAUGCAUCAAAGAGAAACAGAGGCCGCAUCCGCAACAACAAUCACAACCACAACAGCAACCGCAACAACAACUACGACAGCAGCAACCGCUACUACAGCAACCGCAAUUACAGCAACCGCAACUACAACAACAAAAACAACAGCCACAAAAACAACAGCCGCAGCAACCGCAACCGCAGCAACCACAGCAACCGCAGCAACCGCAACUACAGCAACAGCAACCGCAACUACGACAGAAACCCCUACAACAACAGCAGCAGAGUGGGUGCAGUGACGGCGGCGAUCAGAGGGUGAAGUCUACUACCAGCACAUCACCCGACCAAACCAAGACCAACGCUGGCGGAAAGAAGACUCUGAUGCGUGUCUUCAGCAAGAUGCCCCAGUGGAACCCUGUCAGCGAGGAGGAAUGCUCGGAGCUGUUCGACGAGUACUUCAGUGAUGACAAUCCUGUAGAGACCAGGACUAUAGACGAUGUGGUGAAAUGCCUGGACUUGUCAAACGGCACGGACAAAACCCAGAAAGAGCUUCUGGACCCUUCGGGAGUCGAGAGUAGCAGUUGCUGUAAGGGACAGGGGGAUCAGGGACAGAAGGGAACAGGGCAGUUGGGUGUGGGACCGGGGGAUGUUGGUGGGGAUGAGGCUGAUGUCCAGACCCGGUGUAGGUGUGGCUCUACAGACACAUCGGAGGCACGCUCCUGUAGAAGUUGUUCUGCUGAGCAGAACAUGUGCAUCCUGAUUUCAGUAACCGUCCCCAAAAUGGCCCAACAAAAGAAGGGGGCCCCGCUUAAUGACUGUGAGAUCCCCCGGAACGAGAGUUCGGACAGUGCGCUUGGGGACAGCGAGAGCGAAGACGCAGGGCAGGACAUCCACAGGCAGAGUGACAGCGACACCUACUACAGAGAUGAUCAGGAGCCAGAUGAGUGGCAGGAAGAGGUGGAGGUCCCCUUCCCUGGGUCAAAGUUGGUGGAGCAUUUCUCCAAACCGAGCAUUGCCAACUUUGGGAGGUCACUGUUCGGAGGGUACUGCACAACCUAUGUGCCGGACUUUGUUCUGCAGGGGAUGCCCAACGAUGACAAACUAAGGCAGGGCCUCAUGUCAGAAUUAGCCCAUGCUGUACAGCAUCCAGUGUUGGAUGAGCCCAUUGCAGAGGCGGUCUGCAUUAUCGCAGACACUGAUAAGUGGACGGUGCAGGUAGCCAGCAGCCAGAGACGAGCCACGGACAACAACAAACUGGGGAAGGAGGUCCUGGUGUCCAGCCUCGUGUCCAGCCUGCUCCAGUCCACCCACCUGCUUUACAAGAUGAACCUCUCCCCCAACUUUUGCAUAAUGCACCUUGAGGACAGACUCCAGGAGGUCUACUUCAAGAGUAAAAUGCUGGCAGAGUACCUGAAGGGACAGACUAGGGUGCACGUCAAGGAGCUGGGGAUGGUCCUGGGUAUUGAGUCCAGUGACCUCCCCCUGCUGGCAGCGGUGGCAAGCACUCACUCUCCCUACGUGGCCCAAAUACUGCUAUAAUAGAUGGAACCAAAGCCAGAGGUGGCGGGUGACUGUGGACUGGAGCAGCCGGAUACUUCACCCUGGCCCAACACGUCGGCUUGACCCUGUUCACUGACGCCCUGCUGAUGCUCUGAGAGGGCCGGUGCAGUGCAGUCUCCUGGACAAGGUGGGCAUCCCAAAUUGCAUACUGUUCAAAAGUUGUACACUAUGUAGGUUAUAGGGUAUCAUUUGAGAUGCAGAAGGGCCUCUUGGAUGGAUCCGAGACCUCAGCUACUGCUGCUGCCACUGGGCAUACAGACAUACUGCCACAAGGGGACAGCCGAGUCCAUGGUCUCCUCUGAUAGUAAGAGAUGAAGCUCUGUUGGCCCACUCCAGGCCAGAGAGGCAUGCUGCUGCUGUGGCCAGUUCUCUUAUUUUUCAAUGUUUUCCCCCCUCCUCUGCAUCAACAUUAUUUUAACCUGGUUAAAGGACAAGAAAGCCAAAUCAUUUUCCUGUUGAGUAUAAAUAAUAAUCAAGACAUCAAUUAUAAAAUAUAUACUUUUUAUAUCUACUACUUUCCUGUACAAUCUUUUACCCGUUUAACCAGGAAGCACAGGUGAUAGAUAGGAUGAGUUUUUUUGUUACUUGUAGUGAAUAUGAUCAAAUUCACUUUAUUUCAAUUAUGUUUCUGUGUUCUUCAUGUAUUUGUUUACAAGUGUACUUGACCUGAAAUGUCUCCCUCAAUGGUCCAUAAUUCAUUGGAUUUCAUUUGAAAAUGAACUACACUAAUUAUAUAAACAUAGGCCUGGAAGUCUUAUCUGGGUCAUUUAUACACAUUCAUUGUAAUUCUUAACUGCAGUGUAGCUUUAACAUUCUUGAUCACAGGUACAGCACUACCUCAGAUAUUUUGUGGCCGAUCGACGCUACACGCUUUUUAUAGUUGCCGACUAGAUAAGCCUGAGAGAAUUAUUUGUAUUUUUAAAUCAGUGUAAUGUUCAAAUAAAACUGCCAACCCAAUGCUGAACUCUUGAAAAAGGGAUGUUAAUAAUUACAUAUUUGAAAAUGGGGAAAACCUUUAAUUAUUUUUUGGAAUACAACGAGCUCAUUUCUACUGCGGUAUGUGGGGAAAAAUAAACAAACGAUCUACAUAUAUUUUCAAACUGAAAUAUUUUCACAAGUUUAAAACAUUUUUAUCGCUUUGACACCAUCAUACCAUGUUUACGGCUGUAUUGCAUGCUACGAAGGGAGAGUUUGUGGAAUAUCUGUUAGCAAUACGUGUAUCAGUUCCUUAAACUAUUCUCAAUGUUUAUGGCAAAACCAAUAAUAAAUAAAAAAUUGCUGCAUUGAUUUUACAAAAGCAAGACGCAAAACCACAAAUCUAAACCACAGAUUUGUUUAAAUUUUUUGUAUAAAUAUUUUUACCAACCAUGAAAUUCAUGUUGCAUUUCAUUUGGAAGUACUUUGUCUGGAGAGUGUACCAUGCUAUGGAGUCUUAAUGGACAUGUGGCAUGAAUGGAUCAGGGGCUUCUGAAGAAUUUAUUUUGCUGGUUGAAAUUAUUUUUACAUGCUUAUGUAAGAUGCUAGGUUCUUCAGGAUAUGUUAUUAUUGCAUUUUGUAAAGCUCCUGAUUAUUUCUAUGAGGUAUGUUUACUUUUCUCUUCAUAUAUGAAUACAUGAUUUAGUAUGGUGUGUAACAGUUAAUGUAAAUUGUACAUAUUCAGUUUAUUUCCAUUUAUUUGUACAUAAUGUCUUUGAAUAUGAAUUGUUUCUAAAAUGAUCCUUUCCCAAUUUUAAGGGAAUGUUGUGCAAUAAAGAUGCCAAUGUUGUA